UCGACGCCCACCUUGCUUCCACGCCCUCACAAAACUCACGGAGGCCAUUGUCAUCGGCGCCCUUCCGCCUCAUCCUUUCCACGCCCACUACUCUUGCCCCCUCCCACGACCUCAACUCUGCCAUGGCACCUCUUCACGAAGUAUUCCUCCUCCACGACGCCCUUGCCCUCCAGUGGUCGACGCCUCCACCUCGAGCACACCUGCCUCAUGCCCGCGGCCUAAUCUGCUCAACUGAGGGAGAGCGAGGUGGUGGUAGCACGUCGACAAUUCGGUCGGGAGUCGACACUCGGGCUUGGGGUAUCGUCUCGCUUGCCCGUAGCCCCUUUGCUUCUUGCCAUCCGGCUUCUCGGCGGCGGAGAAGAGGAGGGGAAUGGCGCACCGACUGUUGUGGGACGUGCAGGCGAACGGGUGGGAGCGAUCAAAUUUCACCAUCGUCUGCGAGUCAUGCCUCGGCGACAAACCCUACGUCCAGAUGAUUGUGCGUUCUUGGUCUUUUGCGGCUCGGCAUGUCUCCGUUCCAGGGAUACAGAGGAGAUGCGGUUUCAGGGUUUGAACGUUACUAAUUAUGCUUCUCUUGUCAUGAUGGGGGACUAUGGGAAGUCAAUCAAAGAUCUGGCCCUCGCUCGCAUCCCUACUGUCAGUGAGAGGGGGUUCUAGGUGAUGGCUAAUGCCCUGGUCCUACAGAAGCUUAGGCAUAUGACUAUUGUCUCCUACCCGGGACUCAUGGAUCUUGCUCUUGCAUCUGUUGCCAAGUUUAGCCCAAGUUUGAGGCUUGUUAACCUCAAGAAGUGCAGCAAGGUCUCAGACGGAUGUCUGAAGGAAUUUACAUAAUCAUCUAGCCUGGAGAGUUUGCAGAUCGAGGAAUGCAGCAAGGUUACUCUUACGGGCAUUAUUGCUUUCUUCCUCAACUGCAGCCCAAAGUUCAAGUCCCUCUCUCUGUCCAAGUGCAUCGAGAUCAAGGACAUAUGCUCUGCAUCUGCACAGCUUCCAGUAUGCAAAUCGCUUCGGUCCCUGGCCAUCAAGGAUUGCUCAGGCUUCACCGACACCAGCCUUCCUAUGGUGGGCAUGUUCUGUCCUCAGCUGGAGAACAUCAAUUUGAGUGGCCUUAGUGCAAUCACCGACAAUGGCUUCCUUCCACUAAUGAAGAGCUCGGACAGUGGGCUGGUCGACAUUGAUUUGAACAGCUGCGAGAAUCUCACGGUCACGAACGCGGCUGUUUCUGCCUUGGUUAAGGCCCAUGACGCUUCCCGCCACCUCAGUCUCGAGGGAUGCAGCAAGAUCACUGAUGCAAGCCUGUUCGCCAUCUGUGAGAGCUGCAGCCAGCUCAUCGAGCUCGGCCUUUCGAACUGCAUGGUCAGUGACUACAACGUCGCGGUCUUGGAAGCGACGAAGCAGCUCAGGCUGUGUGUCCUCUUGCUGUGUGGCUGUAUGAAGGUCACCCAGAAGAGCGUGAGCUUGAAGCCCUUCAUCAAACGUUUCUAAGGUUAUAUCAAUUUAUUCUCUACUACUGUCAUUGAUGCACUACUCAAAAUUUAAGCCAUUUGUGCAAUAAAGCCAGUAGUAUCCAUCAAUAAAUAUCGCUAAACAUUUGGUCUGCAUAUCGUAUUUGUUGUUCAUUCCAACAACAUAAAAAUGUAGCUCAUAUCCUGUUAAAAUGUUUCUAAGUAUAGGCCGAUCUGUUGUUUCUUUUUUUUGUUUAUUAGGUUCUCUAAUGUCUGAAUAUAUGCUUGUGCUUCCAAAUUCUAUUUUCUUAUGCUCAGUAUCAGUCGAUGCAAAAUAAAACUUGGCUUACCUAAUCCGACUGACAGUACAUGUAAAUGAGUCAAUAUUGGAAACAAAAUUAUUUUGUAAGUAAUAGUUCAUUUAGCAGCAGCAUAUAUCCGAUGAAAUGAGAAGUAGUGAUUCCUCAGCUCGCAUAUCUACGUGUGCUUGAGCUUGAACCAAGGAGCUGAGACUACGCUUGUGCCUGUGCUCGUGCAUGUGCUUGAGCAUGAUCUUGUGCCUGUGCUUGCGCAUGAGCCUGUGCCAUGGCCUUGGCUUGGGCUUGACUCUGUUGCUUUAGGAACCGAUUCAUUCGUUCGAGCAGCUGCACAGCUUUCCUCUUUCCUCUCUCCGUGCCACUUUCGUCUGCUAGCUCCUCCAGCAAAGACACGAUGCCCUGCUCCUGUGCUUCAGCAAGAUGUUGUUGUUGCUGCUCACCCCAUUUCAUAGAUGCACCGUAACAGCAGCAGCAUUUUCCUUGUUCCUUGGAGAUCCAUUUCUGACAACUCCAACAAGUACAGGCACUGCAGAAGCAGCGCCAAUUGCUGCCUUCCCCUCAGGAUGGCCUGAGAGGAUUGUCAAUAUUGCAAGGGCCUCAUCUACCAUCCCACUUUCAGUCUCCAUGAGUAGUUCUGGUAGUAUCCAGCUCUAACAGUCUUCCCCUUGUUGCCCUGGUAAAUACACAAGUUAAACAGUGCUGUUGCUGCAUCCCUUUUACCUCGCUCAUAAGUCUGCAGAGGCAUAUGCAAGGAAUUAUAGUGAGCUGAAAUGCACAAGGUCUGUAUAUUGAAUGGAAACAUUUUAACAGGAUUUGGGACGAAAGUAAGACCUGCCCAGUGGCAACAAUAACUGGGUCUUUCAUUAAAUCCAGUGAUAUUGGGCAACGAAAAUCAUCAGGAAUAACAGGACAUGCUGAGUUGCCUUUUGGAAAACUUUUUCCGCCCAUCUCAGGGUCUUCUGCCUGCACAAAAUCCUUAAUCUCUUUUAGGAGCGUUGACAUCUUUUCAACAAUGCCACUAGGAUCACCGCCACUAGCCAUCUCAUGCAAGGUCAGAGAUUCAUGAUUGAGGUCAUAUAUUGUGACAAGCUGCAACUUCUCAUAUAACCAUCGAAGAAUAUCUACGUCAACGCUAGCACUGCUGCUUGAAUUAUAGAGAGACAUCAGGUCAUUAAAAAGAUCAUCGUCACAUGAAUCCGAUCGUUGCUUAGCUCUUUUGAACUGAGUAUGCACCAAGUCAACCUGCAUAACAUUGAAAAUAUUAUGGUACACAAAACAAGGAAAAAUAUCAAAACAGUAGUAAUAUAAAAAACAUUAAUGAAAAUAGAAAUUUUGGAAUUUAGUAGUCUACCUGCUCUCUUACUUCAUUAGAUAUAUUAAGUUCAUCAAACAAGAUACCAGCUAAGGCUUGUUCAAGACUUACAGUGACGUCCUGGAAAGUCUUCAAUAAUUUCUCUCUGUCAAGAACUUGCAAAUAUCAUAGGAAUUUACUACGAACGGCCAUGCUGGUGUAUCUAGCACUAAUCUCUACUACUAAUUAUGUGACUAAUGUAGGCGUCCACACACCCCAUGGUGCAGGUUCUGUCGCGCGCACCCCGCCCCGCAUCCGCCCCGCACAUCCCGCCCGCAUCCCGCCGUCGUGCCGCGCUCCUUCCAUCCUCCGCCCUCAUCCCACCGCCCUCCUUCCAUUUUGAGCUUUGACGGUGCGGAUCCCCAACACUCCCUUCCAUCCUCGCGGAUCCCCCACCCUCGAAUCUCGCGCUCCCUCCCGCGCUUCCUCCAUGCUCCCUUCCAUCCCGCGGGCCCGAUCCGAUUCGGCUUCCGUCUCACUCAUCUCGCCCGGCCUCCGUGGAGAGAUCUAGCGGUGGAGGCGAUGCCACUGGGCGACGACGCGGAGGCGGCGGACUUCGUGCUGCCGGACGAGCUCCUGGCGACGCUGCUGCGGGACCCCUACGAGCAGCUGGAUCUGGCACGCCGCAUCACCGCGCUGGCGGUGUCCGGGCGGGUGUCCGGCCUGGAGCGGGAGGCAGGGCGCCUGCGGGCGGAGGCCAUGGGGAAGGACCGCGAGAACGCCGAGCUCCGGGAGCGAGUGGUGCUGCUCGAUACCGCGCUGCAGGAGACCAACGCCAAGCUCCGCUCCCCCAUGAUCACGAUGACAGAUCUCGUCCCUUCCUGCGGUCACGAAGCCACAGCUUUCGAUGACUCAUGACCUCCCCUGUCGAGUCCCCUCUCCCAUCGGUCCGUAGCGUGCGCAUCUCAGCGUGCCACCGACGCUCUACCCCACUCACCCACCACAAGGGCCCUCCGCGUCGUCUGAGCUUGGCCCCGACGACAUUGGCGUGAUGAAGGUCCUCCCCGAUCAGCAGACCUUCCUCGCACUACUGAGGUCGGUGGAACGCCUGUCCGCGGGGAGGCAGGUGCACGCCCAUGUCGUUGUGAGUGGUUUGCACUCGCGCGUGUACCUGCGGAACUCUCUGAUCAAGAUGUACAUCGACGCCGGGGAUGUGGAGACCACCGAGCUGAUGUUCCGUUCUGCACUGGUGUUGGAUACUGUGUCUUGCAACAUCAUGAUAUCUAGGUAUGUGAAUGAAGGGUGCACCCUGAUGGCGCUGUGGUUUUUCCGUGACAUGGCAAGCCGGGGUAUUGUUGUUGAUCAGUAUACGGCUGUUGCUCUGCUCACUUGUUGUGGGCGCCUGAAGAAUAAGAUUAUUGGGAGGUCUGUCCUGGCGCACUGACCUUAUGGUAAGCUAGAGGUCUCAGCUAUUGGGAAACUAGAAUUUAUGUUUUUAUCAAUGUUUAGUCAUUAACUAAUUAAUUGCACAUCGUUUUGUUGUAUAUUUAUUAACUAAUCGAGUGUUGCAUACGGUUUUCAGAGCAUUUGAAGACGCAGAAAUUACUCAUGUUGACGAUAAAGUAGAUCCUAUUAGAGACAUGGAAACUAUUAGUGAAGAGCUCAGACUAAAGUUUUCAUUGGAUUUUGUUGAUUUACAAGAUCAGUUGUACAACACUUAAACCUUUUUUCGACACUAUUUUGUUUCUAUUUUCUGCAGGAUAUAGAGUUCAUGAAAAAGAAACUUAAGGACCUUGGUAAGCCAAUGAAGAGGAGCAAUGAUAAGCUGCUCAAAAUUGAGCAUGAAUUAUGUGAGAGGAUUGAUCCAGCAUAAUGUCGAGGAGACUGGAGACUAAACUUGGAGGUGCUACUGAAGGAUGUGACUUUGAGUCAAAGGGUAAAAGUGAUAAUGAGAUGUGUGUGUUGUAUUUUCAUUCCUCGGGACAAUAAUGUUAUUUGUAGGUAGAAGUUAUUGUACAUAUGUUAUGUGUUUUCUGCCUGAUCGUCGUUUAUGCUUGCCUCUUAAAGUAACAAGUAGCACAUGGAGAGCUUGAAUUGAAUUCAAGCUUGGAUAUGAUUGGAAAAUAUUUGUAUUAGAUCACCUAGAAGGGUGAUUGAUGCUUGUUAUUGGCCAAGCAGACAAUAGGUAGUCAGAUGAAGAUUGUAAAAAACAAGCAUGCUCAACCCUUCAAGAAUACACAGUUUGAGCUUGAAUUUGGAAAGGGGAUAUGCCACAAUUCAGAGUUUUUUGAACAGAAUUUCUAGAGCAGUUGUUCCUAUAAAAUAAUAUUUUAGUAGUGUAGCGGGAAGAGAAUUCACAUUGCGUGAAAUCAUGUUGAUAGCUAAGAGGUGGAAGUUGAAGUAAGCCGGGAAGGGUGAGGUAUUGGGAACUGUGGCAUUUAAAGUUCAGUAAGCAGCAGUAAAAUGUAGUGGUGUGGUCGUGUAUAUAUGAUGUGCACAUUUUGAACUCAGACAUUCUUUAUUGAGUGCUGCUAGAAUUACAUUGAGCUCCCUCCA
Zea mays is the source of this 5606-nucleotide messenger RNA. RefSeq names its product EIN3-binding F-box protein 1. The record is from RefSeq and is a predicted model, not a curated record. Lineage: Eukaryota; Viridiplantae; Streptophyta; Magnoliopsida; Poales; Poaceae. Gene Ontology annotation, cellular component: cytoplasm.